Calidris pugnax (ruff) is the source of this 726-nucleotide messenger RNA. It is a transcript of the gene WDR83, whose product is annotated as WD repeat domain 83. Bases 1 to 648 code for a protein of 215 amino acids. NCBI's taxonomy places the organism in Eukaryota, Metazoa, Chordata, Aves, Charadriiformes, Scolopacidae. Gene Ontology annotation, cellular component: catalytic step 2 spliceosome. The transcript is spliced from 7 exons. The record is from RefSeq and is a predicted model, not a curated record. Gene Ontology annotation, molecular function: protein binding. Gene Ontology annotation, biological process: mRNA splicing, via spliceosome.
AUGUGGGGUGCUGGGGGGGUCACCUGGAAAGUCAACUGCGUCCAGUUCAAUGAGGAGGCCACCAUCAUCGUGUCCGGCUCCAUCGACUCCACCGUCCGCUGCUGGGACUGUCGCUCCCGUCGCCCCGACCCCGUCCAGGUCCUGGACGAGGCCAAGGACGGUGUCUCCAGCGUGAAGGUCUCCGACCACGAGAUCCUCUCGGGCUCCGUGGACGGUCGCGUCCGACGCUACGACCUGCGCGCCGGCCAGCUCUUCUCUGACUACAUAGGGAGCCCCAUCACCAGCGUUUGCUUCAGCAAGGACGGGCAGUGCGCCCUGGCCGCCAGCCUGGACUCCACCCUGCGCCUGCUGGACAAGGAGACAGGGGAGCUGCUGGGCGAGUACACGGGCCACCGCAGCACCUCGUACCGGCUGGACUGCGUCCUGAGCGAGCAGGACACCCACGUGGGCAGCGCCUCCGAGGACGGACACGUUUAUUUCUGGGACCUGGUGGAGGGCUCGCUGGCGCUCAGCCUGGCCGUGGGCCGCAGCGUGGUGCAGUCCCUCUCCUUCCACCCCACACUGCCCUGCCUGCUGGCUGCCACCCAGGGCCAGCUCCAGCUCUGGAGGGAGGACAGUUUCCAGCCCGAGGGGGACCCCGACACGUGAGGGGGAAUUUUGGGGGGCCCCCCACUUCCCUGCACCCCCUCCUCUUCCAAGGAAUAAACCCCUGGCGUGGAGAAAUUA